CCCAUACACACACGCAGGCGUAAAUCCUGACGUCUGACUCGAGUUCAUGUUGCGGGGGUCUCGGUCCGCGCUGGGGUGUCAUCGGGCGGACGGCGCUGCCUCCGUCAUGCACUUUCAGUCGCCGUUAACCGCUUAACGGAGCGAAAAUCGUCCGGCGACGUGACGCGCGCUGUUUUGCACACCGUAGCGUAAAGAUGGCGAAGCUGCUCCGCGGCUUGCUCAUGUUUACGUUCACGUUAACGGGCAAAAUCAAAGGCAUCGGCUUCUGGUCCCUGAUCUACAGCUAUUGUGCGCUGUGCACCUGCUGUGUGCUGCUUAAACUUUGCUGGAACGCGAUUGCGAGGCCGUCUCGGGCAUUUCAUUGGAAAAUCCGAGAGACUGCCCCUGCCUGUCUCAACGACACGUCCUUGGGAACCCACUGUUAUGUCAAAAUAAAGGAAUCUGGCCUGAGAUUCCACUACGUCGCGGCAGGAGAGCGGGGAAAACCUCUCAUCCUAUUUCUCCAUGGUUUCCCCGAGUUCUGGUUCUCAUGGCGUCACCAGCUCCGGGAGUUCAAGAGCGAAUUCCGGGUGGUGGCCGUGGACAUGAGGGGGUACGGCGAGUCAGACCAGCCCACAUCCACCGACAGCUACCGCAUGGACUACCUGCUGGCCGACAUCAAGGACGUGAUGGAGUGUCUGGGCUAUAACAGAUGCAUCCUUGUGGGCCAUGACCUGGGUGGCUUUCUGGCCUGGCUGUUCGCCAUCCACUACCCCGAGAUGGUAACCAAGCUCAUCGUCCUGAACUGCCCCCACCCCUCCGUGUUCGCAGAUUACACCCCCCGACACCUCAGCCAGUUGGUCAAGUCCAGCUACAUGUUCUUCUUCCAGUUGCCCCGCCUUCCCGAGCUGGUCUUCUCCAUGCACGACUUCAAGGCUCUGAAAAGCCUAUUCACCAGCAGCAGGACUGGGAUUGGCCGGAAGGGCAGCGGGCUGACCAGUGAGGAUGUGGAAGCGUACCUGUACUACUUUUCCCAGCCUGGGGCCCUCACAGGCCCCCUCAACUACUACAGGAACAUGUUCAGCUCGCCGGCCCUGAGGAGGCGGGACAUCCGGUGUCCCGUCCUGCUCCUCUGGGGGGAGCAGGACGCCUUCCUGGAGCAGGACAUGGCGGAGCAGUGCCGCCUCUACAUCCGCGGUCACUUCCGGCUUAACAUCAUCUCCGGGGCCAGCCACUGGCUGCAGCAGGACCAGCCCGACAUCGUCAACACGCUCAUCUGGACCUUCCUGAAGGAGGGCGAGAGCCGCAGGAGCUACAGACACUCGCUGGCUUAGGCGUCUGCCGCAGGCGCCCGUCAGAAAACGGACAAGACCCAACGCAGCACUGGCAGUGAGGACAAUAGUACAGACUUACUUAAUCAUCAGUUAACAAGCACAUUUUUAUUGGAGUCGUCUUCAUUUUUGGUUCGUUUUUUUUUGUUGUUUUUUUCCCGUGGCCUCAGUACUUGUAAUUGAGCAGCUUACCAAUAGGGAAAAUCUCCCUGUCAAUCGUAUUGCAUGGUGCCUUUGACUGACCAAGGUGGUCCUGACAAAAAAAAACAACAACACCCAUUUGCGUGACUGAACCCGUGACAAUCACCGUAGGCAUCUGCUCCAUUUCCCAGAGGUGAGAUUAUUCCCUGGGCCUGUUCUCUGGGACAGGACUGCGUGGGCUGCGGAGGAAUUUCGGGAGACCCACCGGUACCCUUGUGAGGUUCCAGCAGAAGGGCGUGAUCCUCUUCCCAAGCUCCGCACUUUCUUGUUAGCUGUGACAGGAGAAUCUCAUCUCCCCGGCCUUCUUGCUCUCUCUCUAUCAGGUGAUGUGUUCUCUUAAUGAAUGUCUUUACUGCUGCGUUUCAUUUUCCUCUCUCUUUCGGUUACCUUGGCCUUCCUGUAAUACGAGGUGAUGGUUGAGUAUCGUAAACUUCUUGUAUUUGUCUGAACACGGCAUUUAUUAUUUCAAUGAGAAUUGUUUUCAUCGUUUUAAUUUUCUAAACAAAUAAACAGCAAUGAAAAUGA
Brienomyrus brachyistius is the source of this 2036-nucleotide messenger RNA. It is a transcript of the gene ephx4, whose product is annotated as epoxide hydrolase 4. The coding region runs from base 195 to 1313 and encodes 372 amino acids. The transcript has 7 exons. NCBI's taxonomy places the organism in Eukaryota, Metazoa, Chordata, Actinopteri, Osteoglossiformes, Mormyridae. Gene Ontology annotation, molecular function: hydrolase activity. The record is from RefSeq and is a predicted model, not a curated record.